GGAGUGGCACCUGCCGGAUCGAUGCCUUUGUCAGUUUGGUCGGGAGCAGUGCAUUCCGUUGGAAGUCCCCGAGAGUCAAAGGGCGUUUCACGGUCGAGAUGGUCGGCAAGGUACUCACGAUUGGCCCACGAAGUUGGCGGAAUUGAUCGCGGUAUGGGAGAACAGACAACUUCAGGAUAUUGUCACUCCAACAAGUGUGGGUCGAAUGGGGUAUCAUGACCCAUACAUGGAUAGAUAUCGACAAACAUCGGUUCGGUACGUGACUCCGGAGGGUGCGGCCGAUGGUGCAUUGGUUGAUGGGAUCGAGCGGAUCAAAGCGUUGACCCAUGGGAAACAUGAAAUGGGACAUGAAGAUGUGAGCUUAAUCAGGAGGAUGAC
Linum tenue is the source of this 378-nucleotide messenger RNA. The record is from the annotation of a GenBank genome assembly. NCBI's taxonomy places the organism in Eukaryota, Viridiplantae, Streptophyta, Magnoliopsida, Malpighiales, Linaceae.